Porites lobata is the source of this 6206-nucleotide messenger RNA. Lineage: Eukaryota; Metazoa; Cnidaria; Anthozoa; Scleractinia; Poritidae. The record is from the annotation of a GenBank genome assembly.
AUGAAGAUUUUACGGAAGUUGUGCCAUGAGUGCACCGAAGGGACAGAUGCAGAAACUCGAACGCCAUUUAUCCAACGCUUUGCCUGUGGAGUAGGUCAUGUGAUCAAUGACAUCAUGCGUCAGCUCCAAUUUUCGUUCAGGCUGGUAUUCUUUAUGCAAGUUCUCGGUCUGUCCGCUGAAAAUGCUGGCUGGUUGGCACUCCAGAAAAAACUGGCUCUCGCUUUUGCCUCGCCUUUCAGCGCAUUCCUGGUGGAUAGAAUCAACAUCCCAUUUUUGUCGCGGAAAAUUGGGAGAAGAAAGUCUUGGCAUUUAGUCGGCACUGUGUUGGGCGUCGUUUUUAUGCCGAUGUUUUUCAGCACAUGUUACGCUUGUCCGGACGAUAGUAAGGAGUGGCAAAAGAUUGUAAGCCUUUCAAUAUUUAAUGUGAUAUUGGCGCUUUCGGGCUGCUUACUGGAUAUUGGACACUUGACACUUAUACCUGUGAUUGCUAAAGAUCAAAUUGAAGCUGUAGAAUUGAGCGCGUUGAGGUUUGUUCUUCGUCUUCCUUAUAAUUCAAUAUUCUAAACACCUGUACAGAACUUUCACCUGGAUAACUCGAACCUGUUCAGUUUAUUUUAUACAUUUGCAUUUGAAGGUUCACCUUAGUAAGAGAUCCAUCCAUCCGUGUCUUCUCCCUUGCAAUCAAUAACCAACACUGAAAUGACUUCACGGCCCUUGAGAUGACUUAUCGGACAGUACGGUUAACAUUUAUAAUAUUUUAUUUUGUUCUUGUAGGGUUACCUUUACGUUCUUAAGUGGAAUUGCUACCUACCUCGUGGCUUGGGUAGUUCUUGGACAAGAUUCCAGAGACAACCUCUCAACAGAAAGCUUGGUGGACUUCACGGUAAAAUAAUUCAUUAAAUUUUGCUCUUAUUUCUAACGAAACGUCAUUAAUAAGUGCUUCUUCAGAACCACCGUACCCCUUUUAAAUUAAUUUCAAUUCUUUCUUUUUUAGACAAUUGCGGCAAUAUCGAUUGCAAUAGGACUCAUAUUUUCACUGAUUUUCCAUGUUGGAACUAAAGAGUUCUCAGGGGAAGAAAGCAAAGACUCGGGGCGCAUCGUCACAGAAAAUCUGGUAAGAUGCUUCUAACUUGGAAAACUGUGGUUAAGACUGCUCGUUUGCAUAAUGCCUUUUGCCCCUUUAUCUCUGACUAUUGUGUAUUAUGCUAAUACCCUGCCCCCCCUCCCAUCCCUGGGGCUAAUUUCAGUUCUCUUAUAAUUUUCUUAAACAGAGAAAAACCUCUUAUAUUCCUCCAAAGACUGCUCUACAAGCAACGCUCGUAAAAGAAACAGGUAAGCUUAGGCCUUUAAGAUACAGAUUAAUUGAAAGUAAUUAAAAUGGAGACACACAAGUUACCAUUGCAAGAUAUUCAUCAAGACGUGGUUUGAUAAUAGCGGGAGUCUUCCACUUAUUUUUCGGAGUAGCGGUUUCCCUCAAUUGCCACUUUCACAUAUUCGUUCCCUGAAUAAAAUGUCGUUUUCCUUCAGUUUUUAGAUCUUCUUUUGGAAAUUACAAUCGUCCAAAGAUAAAUUUAAACCAAUGUUUGUGUAAAGAUGAGUGUGGGUGGAGAAGAAGGUGCUGGAGUGGGGUGGGUGGGGUUUGGGGGGGUUGGAGAUUGGCGUGGGGAGAGCAAACGGAGUAUAGUGGGUGAGGUGGGACACACAAGCUUCACGAAAAAUAAGUAGGGGAUCACAUUCACGUGCAAGAAAUUAGGGCUGAUCAGUGUCUUUCUUCCCCGUUUUUUUUCAGAUGUGCACUGUCAGAAGGAAAGACUGGGUAACGUUAUUAUUGACAGACUUCAACACAAGACGUCUGGUGAUAAGGAAGCCACUGUGAGAAAAACUACUUUCGCGAGGCUCCUUUUUGACUCCUUGGUGUAUAUAGAUGGGGGAAAAGAAGCUCAAGCUAACGGCAAUCUGCUCAUUGAAAGCAAACAUGGCAAUCAUGAUCAUCUGCUCACAACGAAAGUUCAUAGUGAUAGAGAAGUGUUAGAGGAACUAAAAGAGCUCCCGCGUGAAACAAAAAUAAACAUUUUGAUGAGACUCUUUUACGAACUGAUUGGAGGUGAUUCUAAAACUGCUACAGAUAUGGAUGGCGUCAACUGCACUGUACCAAAUGAUCGUUACGGCAACGAAGACGAAACCGAAGAAAAAUCUCACAAAUACGAUUCCCAGUCUGGUUCUUCAUUGUCGUCUGGUGUGGAUAACAAAGGUUUUCUUGAGUCCUGUGAAACAGAAUCGGAAAGGUUUUAUCCAGAUCAGAUUAAACUAGAACCAGUGGAGGUGAAUUUGAACGAUUCUCAGGGAGUAGGGGUGAAUGGCAAACCAUCCACUAACUCUGAUGACCCGGAAUCUGCUCGUCCAUCAACAUCUGCACCCACCAUGACCUUACGAGCCUGGCUUAAAAACCCGCAUCUCUACAAGGUAUUUCUCCUUUGACUAAUCCUGAUACUGGAAAGGGGUGGCCAUGGGGGGGGGGGGGGCUACUUUCCCAUACAUUCUCUUAAAAUGAAAUCCAAACACACGGAUGUUCUCACAACUUGCAAAGCGUUUAGCAAGGGUCUUGCCGGCGGAUUUGUGUACUAGUCAUACGCUUUACCUCAAAAGCCAUAGUUCAACAGUUUUGAAAAGGAAAAAAACAUGGCGAACGAAGGUUGGACUGCUUAUUAUAUUUUGGUAAUUCGCAGUUUUUGAUUUUAUGUCGCUUUUCAGACAUAUAGCGAGUGGUUUUCGUUUUUCUGUUAAACAAUUUUCCUCUGCAGAGUUUGGAAUAUGCUGUGCAUACUUCACUAGAACCGCUGAGGAGUUGAGCUAUCGAUUAGUGUUUUGCUGCAAACCUUAGGAAAGUUAAGGUUGCUUCAAGGUACGGAGCUUUCAGUAAAAGUUGUGAUUUGUUCAUUAGGAUCGUUUUGAAUUUUAACUUUCAAUUCUGACUGGUCGUAAUAAACGAAGUGAAAUGUCAAUGAAGUGUGAAUGACUUGUUUAUUCAUGUAUGAUACGCACAGCUGUAAGCUCAUAUUUAUAAGGCUCUCUUGAAUAUACUGUCUUACUUCCGAUAAAUUUGACACUUUUUCCAGUAAUUUUUAUCAGCAUCAUAACUUGUAUAAUCUUCUGAUGUCCUCGCCCUGCAAAAGGAAUGUAACCUAUAAAUCGAUCGAUAUAUAAGCUUAAUAUGGUCCAGCGCGCGUUGUUGUCGGUUAAGAUUUCACACGGUUGCGGUGACUUAAUUGCGUUUUAGUUCCCCAGGCAAUUUCAGUACCAAAGGACGAUAUGCAAGAAAAACAAAAAGGCAUGAUUUUUUUUUAUUAUUUCCUCUACCAGUUCGGUUCUCGCUUCUAAGAUACUUUAAAAAAAAUAUGGGGAAAGUUACUGCAAUUAUCCGCUGACCACCACGCAAGGGGACCGCUUUGCAAGUUGUGAGAACAUCGUUUUAACCCCACCCCCUCCUCCUUGCCUGUUUCGCUCGAUAGAGUCCCACUAAUUAUUUCCUUAACAACUGUAAAACAAAGCACUCAAACAGCUAACACGUACCAAUUUUCUGAUUACAAUUUCGUACUGCCCAAGUGAAAAAUUGCUUUAGCCGGCUGUUAUAGAUAACUUUGCCGUAUUUUCAAAAAACAUGGGUGCCGCCAUUUACACAAACCACCCAGGUGUAACUGUUGUACAUAAACGUAAAAUUAUAACAUUUGACGAGGUGGGAAAACGAACCAAUAACAAAGUAUAUCAAAACGAAGCCUACAGAUGCUGAAAAGAGUUGAAAAAUUGCAUUGCCUCUCUCCUCCCUACAUCACUGAACUUAUAACUAUCAAACCCAAAUCUACCUACAGUCUCCGCUCAAACAACAGUACUCUGUUGCUACCUCCUACACACAAAAUGCUGCCUACACUUGGUUAGAUUUUUUGUAACAGCAGGUUGAUUGUAAAUAGGAUUUUAAUUGAGGUUUUUUAAUAAAGAUUUUAUUAUCAUUAUUAUUGUUAUUAUUAUUAUUAUUAUUAUCAUUAUUGCCUCACAUCACAGCCAAUAUUUCUGAAGCUUCGCAAACGAAAAGGCGCGAAACAUUUGAAUUCCAACCGUGAUUUCCAGUUUAAUUUCCCCAUGUAAAUGGUAAUUACCUCUUGUCUCACAGCCCUCCCCAGCAUUUCACAUUUUCAGAACUGUACUAACUUCCGUUGUUAUUUCUAUCUUCAGGUUGCCAUCAUCUUCACCUGCACAUUUGUUUUGCGAAACAUUUCUUACUCAUACUUGCCACUGUUUCUAACUUACAGAGCGCAUUUCGCAAAGGUAUAAAUACGUAUUUAAAUAUACAUAUGUAUAUAUACAAUUCAAAGAGAACAGACCACAAAUUGUUGUUGCUCGAAAUAUCUAAAAGUCGUAACUGUUCAUCAAUAAUAAGUGUUUAAAAUUUAACUUAUCUUUAUUAAACCAUAAAACUCUAAACCUAUUUACAAUACUUGCGAAUAGGAAAGUGCACAGUAGUUUAGAACUUUAGUAUAAAAACUGAAUUUUUGUCUACACCUUUUCUUUAUUAGGAGUCCAUUGCAUAUCUACCACUUAUUAUGUUAAGCAGUGGAGCACUAUCAUCCGCUGUUUCAAAGAGAAUUGUUGUCAAAAUCGGAGGCAAGGUAAGGAAUUGCACUCUUGAGAAUGUCAUAGUUAUACCUCUGAAAAUGAAGCAAAUUUUCCGCCCCGUUUGGUUACAGUAAGUUAUAGUUUAAAUAUUUUUUUAAUAGUUCCGCCAAUCUUUGUAAGGAUACCAAAAACGGUUUGAGCCAAUGGAAGUAAGGUUUCUUACCCCUGAAACCACUGAGGAUCCGGGUCGUGUAAGUCUUCUGCUGUCCUCGAACAGUGUUCUUGGUUCCACCACUUGCUCUUCAAAUUGACCUUAUUCACGAUACCCACCAUCUUGGUUCGCCCUUAAGGACUGAUUGGAUAAAAGCAAUGUCACGUCGGUUUUUCGGGGGCAGGGGGACAAACAAGCUAUAAAAUUUGCCAGUGCAAGUUUGUUAUUCUUAAGACAGCAGAAAUAUAAAGAAAUCUUCAUAACAGCAAAUUGUGGGUUGGAGUGAUAAUUGUUACUUUUUUGGAUGCAGUAGAGACCGUGGAGAGACAAUACUGACACAAAUCUUGUCGAAACUCGAACACUACAUUUUGCAUGACUAUUAGUAUUUAAUUUUUGCUGACCCAGCGUGCCUACAGAGCAAAGAUCAUCUGCAGAGUAUGUUUAAAUAGGUAAUGAUCAAUAAAGUAUGCAAGCAAGUAAGUAAGUAAGUAAGUAAGUAAGUAAAUAUCAUUAAACUGAUGCUAAAACGAUCUAACUUUUCUAACCUUACAAUCUAUGAUCAUUCUCCGACCUACGUUCAGUGGACGUUUAUCCUGUCUGCCCUUCUCGUUAUUGGAGCUGGCGUUUGGUUUUAUUUCAUAAGUGAGUCCAACAGAGUGAUGACCUACCCAGCUGUUGUACUGUUAGGUUGGGGAUUCUCCGCCAUGGCCGUUAACUCACUGGCCUUCGCAACGCAGCUUAUUGGUCCAAAUAAAGUGAGUAAUUAAUUAGCAAAGCACUUUUUACGUCAAGUAUGUUGUGUGAAGUGUCAAUGUAUUUAGGAAGUCUUUCGUUCACGUUCUCUGCAGUAGAAUAGACGGGUUAUCAGAGCCAAACAGUGGAUUAGUCGUUUGAAGGGCAGUUCCUUUAGCUGUUUUGAAAGCCUGACUGAGUAUCAAUAACUAAUACAUUUACACAAAGUUUACACAACUGAAAUUAACUAAAAGCAUGAUCUGGUUCGGUUCUCAACAAUCUGGCCGUAACGAGCACAAACGUGAGAGAGUUUGUAUCAGGCCCAAUUUUAGCGGUAGCAGUUAGAGAGAAUUUAUGAGAACCGCUAAAAUUGGGCCUGAUCUCAGGUUAACUCAUGCCGAAAUCUCAAGUACAAAUUAGAUAUAAAAGACAAACACCAAAACAGAUCGAAUUUCAUUUCACGACAACUGACAUGAUCUUAAACAUGGUUUUUCGGUUUUUGUUUAUUUUAUUCAUUUAUAUAUUUAAUUUUUCUUUGUAGGGCACAUCUGGUGUUGUAUUUGCUGUGAUGACUUUAUUUUCAAACGUAUUUGGAGGCGCUAUCGUCAUGACAAUCCAGAAAUUGUUUCCUUCAGGAAGGUCAAUAUACGUUUGU